AACUUCGUGAGAUUUGGGUGGAUCCAGAGUAUGUGAAGAAAAGGGAGAAGGGAAAGAUGAACCGCUCCUCUAGCGCUGGUGGGACCACUCAUACUGGCGGCUCUAUUUCACACUCAGAGCAUUAUAAGAGAUUGCUAGAAGAAUUAGGUCGGGAACCCACCAGUAUUGAGCUCUUUCUUCGUACCCAUCAGAAAAAGGGUACGCAAGAUCUCGUCGAUACACGAGCAACAAAAGCUGUGAUGACUACAAUAGGUUGAUGGCUUCUCGAUCAUUGAGCUCUGAUGCUGGUAGCGAGACAGCUUUUCAGCCAGCGGAUGAGACUUCAAUAUUCAUAGAGGCGGUUGGGGGGUACAACAAGAAAGGUCGUGUUUACGGUCUUGGAUCAGAGUCGCGUCGUUUGCGCUACUCAUCAUCUCCCUCCUUCGGAUCACAGUCUCAGUAUAGCCAGCAGGAGAUGGAGGAGCGCGUGGCUCGGAUGAACGCCGAGUUACAUGAGCAACUUUUAGAUCAGCGACAUACGAUUGUUAACUUGGAGCAACGGUUAGAGUCACAAGACCAGAGGAUGAUUGAACAAGAAAAAAAGAUGCUUGCACAAAGUCAGAUGAUGCAGAAUAUAUGUGCUCAGUUUGCUAUGCAAACCCCUGGUGUUGGCCCCGUCGAUGACCGCGAUAAUAAUGAUGAUGCUGUGGAUGAUGAUGAGGAUGAUGACGAUGAAGAUGAAGAUGAGGAUGAGAAUGAGAUUCUCGGGUAGUUGAAUUUGUUUUGUUCAGCCUAAGUGGUUGAAUUUGUUUUGUUUUUGUUCAACCUGGUUGGUUGAAUUUAUUUUGUUAUACCUGUUUUAAUUUAAGAUAAUUGACAAUCUGUUAUGGAGAUA
Tripterygium wilfordii is the source of this 874-nucleotide messenger RNA. RefSeq names its product glutamic acid-rich protein-like. NCBI's taxonomy places the organism in Eukaryota, Viridiplantae, Streptophyta, Magnoliopsida, Celastrales, Celastraceae. The record is from RefSeq and is a predicted model, not a curated record. Bases 257 to 751 code for a protein of 164 amino acids. The transcript has 3 exons.